ACAGAGCCGUGGACAUGUCAGCAGCUCUGAAACGAUUAAUGUCAGCCAUCUGACCGGCAGCUGGUUCAGUCUGCCGCACAGAGCCCCUCUGUUUGGGUUUCCAGGAGUUGCGUUUUGAGGACGGACUGGGCGAUAGAGCUGCUGUUUCUUUUUCCAGCAGGAUUCGACAGUCAGCGCUCGUCCUCUCCAGCCUUCCUCUUCUUCUGCGUCUCGCUGACAUUCUCUCAGCGCUUCGUUCUAAUUUUAGAAACAUGGAACCUCGGGGAGCUCUCUCCCCAAGCUAUUUACGUCCUUGCUUCUCUUCCUACUCCUUCUCCGUCGCUCCCUCUUGUUGACCAGGAGGAGAACAGCAAGAGGAUCUUUUGAUGUCCCAAAGGCAAGGGGGGGUGGGGGGUGUUUUUGUUUUUGGGUGCUGCAGCUUUUCAGCAGCGGCUCACCGACUAACUCCCUCACAGUUGUGAUUUUGCUUUUUGCGUCUGCUUGGGAACGACCCUGCAUCAUCCUCACUGCACCAAAAGAAACUUUCUCGUCUGGAACGGCGAGUCACAGCCUCUGUUACUAUUUCAGGAGCCAGUAGAGUUCAUGCUCCAGGACUCAGGGUGAGCCACACAAGCCUGUAUUUCCUCAUUUACUUUGACUCAAUCCCUCAAUCUCAUCACAGAGAGGACUUCCUGGAACUGGCAGCUACAAUGACGAAGAGGUGAUGGUGGCUGGUCAACACACCUCAGACUGAACGGACAAUAAAAGCACACUCGUGGAGUUUGUUUGGGGCUUUUUUUGUAGGUUUUACCGUUUUAGUUUCUGUUUGAAGCACAGACACUUUAGUCAGCUCCGUGUUUUCAGUCCUUCCUGAGACAUCUGACAUCUGUSAAGAGGAGCCGAGUCAGUUAUUAUUUUCCUUUUUUUUCUUGACAAACUUUAAGCAGCAGCUUUUGUCUUGGCAUGCUGUUACAUCCCACAGUGUCAGGAUUGUGCGCCAUGUUGCAGACCAUCUAUGAGACCGAGUCGUGUUUCUCCUCUGCCAGCACAGACGGCCGUCACCAGCCACUGGAGCUCCUGAGCAGGGGCUCUGGUGCUGCCAUGCCCACCGCUGUAGUGGAGGUGAAGAGCAGCCUCACACCAGGUAUGCAGAGCCCAACAGGAACAGCAAGCGAGCCGAGAGAAGGAGGAGGAGACGGCAGUGGUGGUUCUGUAGAAGGUCCGGGUGGAGGUGGAGGCCCGGUGGACCUGAGAACCGAGCCCAGGGUUGUGGGGUCUCUGUCCGGCAGUGCGGGGGUGGACACAGCCCUCAGAGAGCAGCAGCUUCAGCAGGAACUGGUGCUCCUCAAACAGCAGCAGGAGCUCCAGAAACAGCUGCUGUUCGCCGAGUUUCAGAAGAAACACGAAGUGCUGACGAGACAACACGAGGUCCAGCUGCAGGAACAUUUAAAGCAACAACAGGAGCUGCUGGCAGCAAAGAGGCAGCAGGAGUUGGAGCAGAAGAGGAAGCUGGAGCAACAACGGCAUGAAGAGCAGGAGAAACAGAGGCUGGAGCAACAACUGCUGCUGCUCAGGAACAAGGAGAAGGGCAAAGAGAGUGCCAUCGCCAGCACAGAGGUGAAGCUGAAGCUGCAGGAGUUUCUUCUCAGUAAAAAAGAACCUGGACCUGUUGGACUGAACCAUUCCUUCUCUCCAAAGUGCUGGGGGGCCCAGCACACCUCUCAGGAGCAGGGCUCUCCCCCACAGAGUAACACCCCCGGAACCCCGCCCUCCUAUAAACUGCCUCCCCUGCUAGGGAACUACGAGGGCAAAGAUGACUUUCCGCUCCGAAAGACAGUCUCAGAGCCCAACCUGAAAGUGCGCUCUCGGUUGAAGCAGAAGGUGGCAGAGAGGCGCAGCUCGCCGCUGCUCCGCAGGAAGGAUGGAACCGUCAUCAGCACCUUCAAGAAACGGGCCAUUGAGAUAUCAGUUUCCUCCCUCUGUAACAGCGCUCCAGGAUCUGGUCCUAGCAGUCCCAACAGCUCCAACACAGCCAUCGCCAAUGGUAACACCGGUUCUGUCCCCAACAUACAGACUGAGUUGAGGUCUCUCCAUCAGACUCUGGGGACUGAAGGAACACUGAGUCCUCUGACUCUCUACACUUCUCCCUCCCUGCCCAACAUCUCUUUAGGCCUUCCUGCAAACACACACAUCACACCCCCUCAGAAGCUGACAACCCAGCAAGAAGCUGAGCGGCAAGCCAUCCAGUCCCUGCGAGGAGGCGGAGCUCUAACAGGAAAGUUCCUCUCCACGUCAUCCCUGCCAGCAGGUGCAUCACAUGAUGUGGAGACCCCGCCCCCAACCUCUCAUUCAGCCCAUUCCUCAUUGUUACAACAUGUACUACUGCUGGAGCAGGCCAGACAACAGACUGCUAUGCUAGGGCCCAUGUACAGUCAGUCACCACUGGUCACCGCAGAAAGAGGUGUCAGUACCGGCAUGCGGCCUGUCAACAAGCUGCCUCGCCACCGACCACUGGCCCGCACACAGAGCUCACCUUUACCCCAGUCCCCUCAGGCCCUGCAGCAGCUGGUGGUCCAGCAGCAGCACCAGCACUUCCUGGAGAAACACUACAAAAUGCUGUCAAAGGGGACAGACCUCCCCAGACCCCCACCCACCCACCCAGAAGAGAUAGAGGAGGAGCUAACAGAGGCCAGUGACAUGCAGGAGGACGAGGAGCCGGAUCGCAACAGACUUCAGAAGGAGGGAUCUGACGACAGCACGCAUUCAUCCGAGCAGCUUGGCGUGCACGUGAAGGAGGAGGAGGAGCACAGGAGAAUGCACAUCAAAGGAGAGAGCACAGAGAGCGAGCUGGACGAGGACGACGAGGACGAUGACGUCAUCCAGCUGAGGGAGAGUGAGGAGGAAGAGAGGGGGAGCUAUGUUCAGUCCCUGCAGCAGCUGGGUGUGUUCCAGUCCUCGCUGACCCACAGACCUCUUGGAAGAGCGAAGUCCUUGCCUGCAGCCGGCGUCAAUCCCAUCAAACACCUCUUCACUACCGGGCUCGUUUACGACAGUCUGAUGCUGAAACAUCAGUGUGUGUGUGGAAAUGCUCACAUCCACCCUGAGCAUGCCGGGAGAGUCCAAAGCAUCUGGUCCAGACUGCAGGAGACGGGCCUUCUGAGCCGCUGCGAGAGGAUUCGUGGGAGGAAGGCGUCCCUGGAUGAGAUCCAGUCRGUCCAUUCAGAGUUUCACACUCUGUUAUACGGAACCAGCCCGCUCAAUCGGCACAAACUGGACCACAAGAAGCUUCUGGGUCCCAUCAGCCAGAAGAUGUACGCUGUCCUUCCCUGUGGAGGCAUUGGGGUGGACAGCGACACCGUAUGGAACGAGAUGCACUCAUCGGCCGCAGUCCGCAUGGCGGUGGGCUCAGUCAUCGAGCUGGCCUUCAAAGUGGCUGCAGGGGAACUGAAGAAUGGAUUUGCAGUGGUGCGUCCACCCGGUCACCAUGCUGAGGAAUCCACAGCUAUGGGCUUUUGUUUCUUCAACUCAGUAGCCAUCACUGCAAAGCUGCUGCAGCAGAAACUUGGGGUUGGGAAGAUCCUCAUUGUGGACUGGGACAUUCAUCACGGCAAUGGGACCCAGCAGACCUUCUACAAUGAUCCCAGUGUCCUCUACAUCUCUCUCCAUCGCUACGAUGAUGGAAACUUCUUCCCYGGCAGUGGAGCUCCUGAAGAGGUGGGUUCUGGUGCWGGUGUUGGCUUCAAUGUGAACAUAGCGUGGACCGGGGGUGUUGAGCCUCCUAUGGGGGAUGUGGAGUACCUCUCUGCCUUCAGGAAUGUGGUCAUGCCUAUCGCCCAGCAGUUCAGUCCAGAUGUGGUCCUGGUCUCUGCAGGUUUUGAUGCAGUGGAGGGUCAUCAAUCUCCUCUCGGGGGCUACAAUGUCUCUGCCAAGUGUUUUGGCCAGCUGACUCAGCUCCUGAUGGCUCUGGCGGGUGGGCGGGUUGUGAUGGCGCUGGAGGGCGGCCAUGACCUCACCGCCAUCUGUGACGCUUCAGAGGCGUGCGUCUCUGCGCUGCUCGGAGACCUGAGCGACUCUGUGUUCCAGUGGCCCCAGGAGCAGCCGUGUCCUAAAGCCUGCGCCUCCCUGGAGACGGUGAUCGAGAUCCAGAGUAAACACUGGUCUUGUCUCCAGAGCUUGUCUCAGAACAGCAGYCUCUCUCUGGGGGCUCAGGGCCAGUCGGAGAAGGACGAGGCAGAAACGGUCAGCGCCAUGGCCUCGCUGAGUGUCGAUGUGGAUCAGCCGGGCUCUGUAGCUGAAAGCACAGAAACCAGCAGGUCCACUGAGGAGCCGAUGGAGGAGGAGCCUGUCUUGUAGGAGGAGCCUAAUCUAGAAUCACAUAGAGACACUUUCACCUCCUUCUAGCACUUUUUCCUCUUUCCCUGUCCCUCCACAGAGUGUGCACACACUCGCACACACACACAAAGUGGACGUGAGAUGUUGUGGAGGACUCGGAUCAGCUGAGAGCACCGAGGAGGCCGGUCCAGGUGAGUUUUGUAAGAAAAACGCGGACGCAUCCCUUUCCUUCUGGUUCUUCUACCUGAGGAGGUGCAGACGACUUGUUAGCUCCUUCAUGGAAACCAAACGUGCAGGAGAGUCGGCGAGGAAGCAUUUCCUGCAUAACACCUGUACACAGCACCACUGAACCAUGUGUCCCACCCGUUUGUGCUUCAUCCCUCCGCCUCUGUUUCCACUGGAAGUCCGACAGCAAGCUGACGUCUGGUCUUCUUGUGCGUCAGAGACGAGCCACUCGCCGGAGGAGGAACGGCUUUUACAACGAGGAGAAGAGGAGAAGAAACGAUAGGUGCCUUUUUCCUGUCCAACAAACACUUGUCAGAACCUCCAGGUCACUGCCGGAGCAGYUCAGCUGUUUGAGCUGCUCAGAGGAUUUUCUGUUUUCAUCUUGAUGCCUUAGUUCUCCUCCACAUGUACCAACCUGGAGAGAAAGGAACAGGCUUUCAUACGAGCUGAAAUUAACUCUGCUCACAUGAACUCGAGUUUUUAUUUGAAAUCUGACAAUAGUAUUCUCAAGAGACUGGUUUAUUUUCUGGGGGCAGAAGCUUCUGAGGUCACGCCCCCGGGCUGGAAGCCUGCUGUGGAAUCCUGUCAGACUCUGAGUCCUGAGGAUCAGGUCCCAGGAUCAGGCCAGCAUAAGUAUUCAUUCAUGUAAACACAGACCCUUCAGUCCACUCCUCUACUUGUUUUGGUUUAGAGCCAUGUGACCUGAGCCACGCCCCCUUCACAUUUAAUAAGGAUCAUCAGAUUGUGGCUCAUUUUCAAACGCCACAGUGUCUACUGUUUUUUGUUUUGUUGUUUCGGUCAUUAAUUGUAAUUCUUGCUGUUUGCUGUACAUACUGUCCAGUCGUCACAGAAACACGUGUGCUCUUUUUUUCUAUUUCUGUACAUACACACAUGUAUAAAAACACCAAAUACUUUUGUAUAAAAACAAAAAAUAAGAGCUAUAAACAGUGUUUUAUUAAAUCAAAUUAGAUUUAUAAAUAUAUUCUAUUUGAAGCUUUGAUGUUUUCAAGGUCUGACAGGAAGGAAGCACAUGGACCGAUGGGAUCAGCCAUCACCACACCCUGUGUGUGUGUGUGUGUGUGUGUGUGUGUGUGUGUGUGUGUGUGUGUGUGUGUGUGUGUGUGCGCGCGCGUGUGCCUGUGCUUGGUAAUAGGUGAUGAGGGUGACUGAAUGUUGUUUAACUGAACUCCAGUUCUUGACCAGCACUGCCCUCAUCAGGCCGACAGCUGUAACUACAGACAGGAAGUGUUAGAGGUCAGAGGUUAAAUCAUAAAAAGAUUAAUAUUAUGACUUUUGAUUUAUUUCUGUUAGAACAUCGUAGUCCUGAAUCUCAAGUCUAUGUCAGUCUGACAACUUCUUAGAGUCCUGGUCUGCUCACUGAGUGGAUUGUAAAAUAAAACUCAAAGUUUUAAAAAGACCAAAAUACUGCCUUUAAACUCUACAUACCUUUUUACACAGAUCCUCUUUGUUGCACAUUAUUUUUGUUUCUAACAUGCAUGAUUAGAAUCUAAACAAGAGGAAGUAAAUAACUAGUUGAAAGGAAAAAUGAUUACAAUAAAUAUCAGCUGUUCAGUAAAUUUUAGUUCCUGUAAAGUUACUGUUGUAUUUUAUUUAUUUAUUUUUAACCAAUCAUAGCUAAAUGCAGAUCUGAAUCAAGACUUUUGCAAAACUUCCUCGUCUGGCUCUAACUGAUCUCAAAAAUCUUUUACAUUUUUUUAUUUAUUUAUUUAUUUUACUUGUGAAAUUUUCUCAUUUCUGUCUGGUUCGUAGUCAGAGAUGCAGAAAACAUUUGAGCUGAAAGUAGUAGCAGGUARCAAAGCUGGAAGAAAUUAUUUUUACAGAAACGCUCAUCUUCAAGUAUCUGACGUCACGGGAGCCCCCAACGUCGGCCCCAAACAUGAGACCACCUCCUGCUCUCCUUUCAGUUUUUACUCCUGCAGCACAAACAGAAAACAGGAAAUACCUGAGCGAGCUGAAAUCUCAGCUGCUGCCUCAUGAUGCAGGACCGUUUCCAGUCUCUGUGAUCAGGUCCACAUAGUUGGGAUUUGUGAUGACUUAAAGUUGACUCAGAUCUGCUGGCUGCAGACAGCAGCUGCUCGCCAGGAUCAUGUUCAUACCUGAGCUUGUGUGACCAAACAUUUAGCAUUUUAGAAUUCUUUCAAAAUAAAGGCAGAAACGAACGUUAACAGGCUUUUAGGCAGGAUGUGAUUUGUAUCCUGAAGGUCCUGAACAUUAAUAUUUUAAAAUAAAAACUCAACUUUAACACUCGGCUCAUAUUUUACAUCCACUCAGUGAACGUAAAGUUUGUUAMUGACUCACCCAUCAUUAGAUCGUUUAUCACCUCAGGACUGGACUGUUGGACAUGGAAGCCUCUUUACAAUGGAUGAUGGCCCACURGUUUUGCAGGGUCUUAGUAAAGUCUUCAGGUGUGUAUUAAGAACUCAGAGGACUGAUGUGUGAUGGAGAAUAAAUCCAGAAUGGUUUUAAACGUGGCGGUGGCAGCAGUGUUGGUGUAACCACGAGGCCUGUUCACCCCUGUGAGUUCCAGCUGAGUGAGGAAAUAUUUACAUUUUCAGCUGCUGUCUCAGCAAAUUGUGUUGGCGAUGAGUUAGAGUUAGCCRUGUUUGAGCAUCGCAGCCUAUUGUCCUGUUCCAGCUAUCUACAAACUGACUGAUUUAUUGACCUGAUUUUAUUCAUUUAACUGGAGGCUUUUGGUACUAAACAUUAUUUAAUCAAACUCAAGAACAGCAGCUGGUACUGGACUGGCUGAGUGAAGGACUGAGAUCUGAAGUCAAACCAACUGUAGUCCAAUAAAAUCUCCCCAACAUUCAAUUGGAGUUUGAUCAGCAACUGUCAGUCAAAUAUUUCAUGGCUCACAUGGAUGGUUCCAAAACUUUGUAGAGUUUGUAAAGAUCAAAAUUACAAACAUCUGAGAUUUUAACUGUACUGCAUUUAUAAAAUAAGGAUUGGUAAUUUUUUUAUUUAAUUGGCUUUAACCAUCUAUGAUUCCCAGAGAGGUUCUGAUCAGUUUUAAAACCCUCUGGAACAGAAAGUUUGGACAGCUUUUAGGAUUAAUUUACUAAAACACAUCCCUAAAGUAAAGUGAUGACCCCUCCCAUCAUUUAAGGCACCCAUCCCUGGUGUAGACAAUAAUGUAAUAUUUUCAUCCACCUGGAAUGACCCCCAAAGUAGUAUUUGGACAGCCAUUUUGGAAAUCCAAGAUGGACGUCACCUAAAACAGAUUUCAGUGGUCACCUCUGGAUCCUCUAUAAUUUAAAAUGUGGGUUUAGACACCAAGAUCACGGCUCURUGUGGCAUGGAAACAAGGUUACAGGGUAAUAUGUAUUCUGGUGGCCAUUUUGAAAAUCCAAGAUGGCUGUCAUCUAAAACGGAUAUUGGCGGUCUCCACUGGAUCCUUUGGAUCCUUUAGAUUAGAAAACAUAGGUUUAGACACCAAGAUCAUAGUGUUGUGUCAACUAAAAACCAAGUUAAAGGCCAAAUGGGUAUUCUGRCAGCCAUUCUGAAAACUGUCCCAUAAAAUCCAGCAAUUGAGAGAAUGGAGCYAAUGGAAUUACUGUACAUGCUAAUGGUCCCCAAAGAACAUAUUUGACUUUUAUCAAAAAAAAUAAUUUGCUUCAGAAGCCAGUAGACUAGUCACUCUCAUAUGUUUYWACUAGCACCUCUACAGCAUGGGUUURUCAUAAAGUUGUGAGGUCCCAGAGUUCACAUGCCACAUGUCUUACCAGCUGGUGGUAAUUAUGCUCCAUUAAACUAUUUGCCACAUUAAACACAGUAGAAGAAGAYSCCGGAAAGAUAAAAACACAAUAGAGGACAUGUAGGGUUGUUAUUGCAAACAAUGGAUCUGGUUGUUGUGAGAGUAGYUUUUAUGACACAACCAGUGACUCCACCCCCAAAUCAAUCAGUAUCGACACGCGGUACACUUGGAACCACAGAUGUACAUUCUGAAAAAGGRUCUGGUUCUAYAAAUCCUUGCUACUGGAAAAGCCUUGAAACUGUGGAGAGCCAAGUCGAAGCGUGCUGUAGAGGAGCUGGUGGAAAAGGGCCAAUAAUGAACACUUCUACUGAGAUCUGUAACAAACUGUCCUGUGAGAGGUUCCUGCUUGGUUCUGAGUUCUGAAAGGUCGUGCUUUGAAGAUUCAAUUUGGUGUCACCUCCACUGCUGCUAAAACCUGAAUUCUGAAGGACAAAGACCGAGAACUGCUUCAUGCAGUGAGAACUUCUCACCAGUCCAGAAGUCACACAGAUUUGAUGUUUUCCUACAUGAGAUGAUUCAGUAAAUUUCUUGAUGUUUGAUACUGUGGUGUUAAAGUAGGGUCCUGCUAUGACGUGUGCGUGUGUGUGUGUGUCUGCGUGUGUGUGGGAGGGGGUUUGGAGUCUGUUUUACUUCCCUCAGUUUUCAGGGGGGACUCUCUCGGUUUGUUUCAUUCGGUUCAUGACUGAAGAGUUUUUAAAUCCAGUUUUUGUUGUUGAAACCGAUCAGCACAUUCCUGACUCUUCUGUUCGUGUCGGUGUUUUCUUCACACUCUUUCCCGCGGUGACGACUCAUGUCUGGUCCUCGCUGACUCACAUGUACAUAAAGUGUACACAUGUGCAAUACACACUACUCAAGCAAUCUUACUGUGACUAAUAUUGAAGAUAAGUGUCACUUUUUGGAAGUUUCAGCCUGUUUUUCUUCAUUUGUCCUGGUUUCCUGUUGAUGGAUUCUGUUGCGAGGUCUUAAAAAGGGAGGAUUUUUUUUGUGAAUCUUCACACUCAGUUUGAAUUCAGGGUUUGAAAUAAAUGAAGCCCUUUUUUCACUCAAUGUAAUGUUGUGAUGUUGAUCCUGCUUUUUUAAAGUGGGCUUGUCGUUUGAUUUGUCUGGAAACUGAAUAAAGCAAUUCACAGAUUC
This is a messenger RNA of Austrofundulus limnaeus, 9445 nucleotides long. It is a transcript of the gene hdac5, whose product is annotated as histone deacetylase 5. The coding region runs from base 979 to 4332 and encodes 1117 amino acids. The record is from RefSeq and is a predicted model, not a curated record. The transcript is spliced from 28 exons. Lineage: Eukaryota; Metazoa; Chordata; Actinopteri; Cyprinodontiformes; Rivulidae. Gene Ontology annotation, molecular function: histone deacetylase activity. Gene Ontology annotation, biological process: negative regulation of transcription by RNA polymerase II.